This is a messenger RNA of Thamnophis sirtalis, 768 nucleotides long. RefSeq names its product trafficking protein particle complex subunit 1 (gene TRAPPC1). NCBI's taxonomy places the organism in Eukaryota, Metazoa, Chordata, Lepidosauria, Squamata, Natricidae. The record is from RefSeq and is a predicted model, not a curated record. Gene Ontology annotation, biological process: endoplasmic reticulum to Golgi vesicle-mediated transport. Gene Ontology annotation, cellular component: TRAPP complex.
GGGCCAAUCAGCGAGCGGCGUCGCGUAGGCGGAAGCGAAAGGACGUCGGGCCUGCAAGGUUGUCAUAGAGACCGAAGCGGCGGCUGAGAUGACGGUGCACAACCUCUACCUCUUCGACCGCAACGGCGUCUGCCUGCACUACAGCGAGUGGAACCGCAAGAAGCAGGCCGGGAUUUCCAAGGAGGAGGAAUUCAAGCUGAUGUACGGGAUGCUCUUCUCCAUCCGCUCCUUCGUUAGCAAAAUGAGCCCUGUGGAUAUGAAGGACGGCUUCCUCUCCUUCCAGACCAGCAAGUACAAACUGCACUACUACGAGACGCCCAGCGGACUCAAGGUGGUCAUGAACACCGACCUGGGAGUGGGCAACAUCCAGGACAUCCUGCACCAGAUCUACGGCUAUAUUUAUGUGGAGUAUGUGGUGAAAAACCCCCUCUGCAGCUUAAACGAGAGCAUCCAGAGCGAGCUUUUCCGGAACAAGCUGGACAGCUUCGUCCGGGCGUUGCCCUUCUUCUCGGCUCGUGCCGGCUAGCUCUCUCUUUUUUUCCUGACACCCCCUCAAGGACUCCUCGGAGUACGGACGGUCCAGAAACAGCAAGCCGCUUCAUUUCCCAUGAGGCUGGGCAUUUGCAUACCUUUCGCCAGGAACUGUGCCUCCGUUUCCCGUCCGAAGAACUGCAUCGGGCUGUCGCACCGUCGCUGGAUGCCGUUCUAUUUAUAGUGGAAUAUUCUGAUAUUAUUUUUCUUUUUUUAAAUAAACCGGAUCUCAAGUUA